AGCUGCAGGGACACAUGCUCUCAGCUGCUCUGUGUGUGUGUGUGUGUGUGUGUGCUUUGUGUAUAGCUGGAGGGCUUCCCUCUUGGAAAUUCUGGGAUUAAUGACACAUUAAGACCUCUCCAAGAGAGUGGAUUGAAAGAAAAAAAAAAAAAAAAAAGAAAAAAAAAAAGAAAUCUGAAACAGGAAGGCAGUCUGAUGACUUUUCCUGCAAAGUUUAGUACUUCAAAAGUUAACUUCUAAGCAACUGCAGAUGCGUGGAUAAAAGCUGUCUAGGACAAUAUGCAGCAGCCCUUACCUUUCCACCAGCAUCUCCAACUUGUUGCCUACCUCUGCUGGAUUCCCUUGUUGGCCAUUAACAGUGAGUCAGCUCCAUUAGCUCCUGAGUGCUCCCCAGCAGGACACCGCAUCCUGCGCAAUCCCUACCGCAGCACCAGGUACGACUCAUUGGAGCUGCAGCGAACAGCUGCUCAGGACAUGGUGUGUGACCACUCGCUGCCACCGGCAUGGUACCGGUUCAUGAUCAACAAGAGGCCUGCAGAAAUGCCAACAAGAUGUGUCGAAAUGAACAAAUGUGGGACACAAGCUCCGGUGUGGCUGUCGCUGAGGUCUGAAUCCCUACCAGCUCCUGGUGAGAUCAAGCACCUGACAGCCUGUGCUACCUGGCAGGUUUUUGGGGGCACCAAGGACUGCUGCUUGUUUCGGAUACCUGUUGCCGUCAGGAACUGUGGCGAGUUCUUUGUUUAUCUCCUGCAGCCUACUCAAGGAUGCAUGGGCUACUGUGCAGAAGAAAACCUCCCAAGCUUGACUUUGCAGCCAGCGAUAACUCCCGAGCUCGUGCAAGGUCAUGCCCAUUUGAAAUGCACCUGGGCUCCCCCCGGCUCCAGGCCGUUGAUGCAGUACACGGUGGUCUGGUCACGCCUGGUCACCCCCAGUACACGAGAGCAGAUCCGGCAUGACACCACCCCGCAGGCUUUUUCUUUCUUGGAGAUGAGAGGUGAAAAUGUCCGACUGGGAGACACGGUCUUUUGCACUGUCACUGCAUUUGCAAGGGACACUCCUGAGCAGCAAUCGUUGCCUGAGGAGAGCAAAGGUUUCUACGCUGGGAUUAAGUUUUUACCAGAAUCGUUACAAAUUGCAGAAGAUGGCAAGGAACACGUUUUGACCAUUCUGAGCACUGUGCCCAUUACCUGUUCUGGGCACGAUGAUUCCUGUAAAAUCACGUUACAGCUAAGUACUGAGGAUUUGGACAGGCAAUUACCAGGGCUGCCAGACAUCGCCCUUUCAGCGUGCCAGGUGGACCUGGUGCCAAUGCCCUGCUCAGAGGGCAGCUGUGCAGCAGCCACGCUGAUGGUGACAGCCGUGACAGACUUUGCUCAGGAUGGGAACCGCAUCAGCCGCAUCAGAGCUGAGCCAGUCGGAUGGAGAGAUUCACUUUGGAGGGCUCACACACCAAAGGAUGUGAAGGUCACAGUUCGAGACCUCCCAACAGGGAACUGCUACUCUUUCACUGAUCCACACAUUAUCACAUUUGAUGGAUGGCGUUACGAUAAUUACAAAAUCGGCACCUUCCUUUUGUGCCAGAGCACAUCGCGGGCGUUCGAAGUGCACGUUCGGCAGUGGGACUGUGGAGGCCUCCGCUCCGCCAUGGCCUGCAACUGUGGGGUGGCUGCGCGAGAGGGGGACGACGUCGUCAUGCUGGACUCCUGCAAUGGCCAUUCUCAGGAAACUAGGCCACAGCUCGCCAUCCGCAGCACUGGGGCAUCGCCACAGGUCAAAAUCCUAAAGGCCUACGGAGGGAGAAAAAUCACAAUCUUGUUCCCUUCAGGAGCAUUUGUUCGAGCUGAUGUGAGCGAGUGGGGAAUGGGCUUGACGGUAAGGACGCCGAGCAGUGACUUCAACAGCACCAGGGGUUUGUGUGGCCUCUUUGAUGGGAUCAGUCAUAACGACUUGAACAAUGCGCCCGAGGAAGACUUCGUAGAAGAGUGGAGAAUACCUCCGGGAAAGAGUUUAUUUGACAAGACUCCAGCACCUUCUGAGGGGAAGCAAAGGAAAAAUUACUGCGGAUGUCAGAAGGAGAGCACUAAGUCUGUGUCCUUGGUAAACACGCCGAAUGCCUUUCAGACUCAAUCUCCUGGUUGCCAUUAUGAUAAUGUGGAUUACACUUCUGCAAUCCCGUAUCUAGAUGUUACAUCAGAGUUUGUCACUCACUCAGGCAAAGAGUCUGCUUUAAGAAAUGAUGGGAAACUGUCAGCCAAGUCUUUUGAUCAAAGAUAUCUGCCUAAAUCAGUCAAAAAGCGAGGUAGCCCCGAGGAGCGAUUAAAAGCCCUUGCACAUAAUGUUUCCAUGAAAAACAACGGUUUCCUUAACUUUACCAAGCCAACAGAACAACUACAGAGAGCAAAAAGGCAAGAAGACUACUAUGAGUACUCAUUCUUUUACCCACUGCAUAGCCCAAGCCAGACAGACUCAGACAGCUUUGCCUAUUUUUUCCCAGAGGAUUAUUUUGAAGGGAUUCGGACAAAACUUCCACUGGGAUGGCCUACUCCCAACGGUCUAACCUCUGCCAAAGCUCAUGAGAUUUGCCACCGAAUUCUUGCAAAUUCCACCAUUGGCUUGGUGUGUAAGGCUCUCCUUGGAGAGCUAAUAGAUGAGGCCAUUGAUAUAUGUGUUUUAGAUCUGCAGCUCAAGGAUGACAUGGCCUGGGUGAGGGCACUGAUAGCACUUUUGGAAAAUGAAUGUGAAAGACUAGUGCUAAGAAACAGAGGUAAAGUGUUUCAUGUCAGAAACCAGACAUCUGCUACCCAGGAGGAAAUCCUCACCAUUCUCCGGUGUCCUGCUUUCUGUAACGGCAAUGGACAAUGCACGAACUUGGGCUGCCAGUGCUUUGAAGACCACAGCUCCUAUGAUUGUAGCAUUGCCAAGAAGCAAGCUUUGGAAAUCACGGGCUUGGAGAAUGGGGGCCUCUGCGACAUCCGUACCUUGGACUGCACCAGGACCCGGGUAUUUGGCUUUGGCUUCACAGAUUCCCCCAACCUGCACUGUGAGGUUACCAGGCUAAUUCAUCUCAAUGGCGAAUGGAUAUCAAGAGAGCAAGAAACAACACGAGCAGAUUUUCUCAGCUCUGAGGCUGUUGACUGCCAAAUUCCUCUCCUGAACAUCACAGAGACAGAGGCUGUGCACUUUGUGGCCGGUGACGAGCCGUUCGCAAGAUGGCAAGUGAAAAUCACUAAUGAUGGCUUCCAGUACAGUAAUUCCAGAGUGCUGACCCUGUAUGACACAGUCUGCCAGGCCUGUGAAUCCCAUCCAACCGGACUUUGUAAAUUAAAGGAAAAUACUUGUAAUAUAGAUGGACUUUGCUAUGGUGAAGGAGAGUCAAGCCCUACCAGUCCUUGUCUUCUCUGUGAACCUGAUAUUUCUAAGUUCACCUGGUCUAUUAAUGAAAACAACCUGCCUCCUGUGUUCCAGACCCCCUCCAGUCAGCUGCUGACAUUUAUUGGUGAGAAUUUUGUUUACCAGUUAAUAGCAGUGGAUCCGGAAGGGUCAGCUGUGCUAUUCAUCCUAGAGGCUGGGCCGCAGGAUGCCAGGCUCUCUCCUGCUGGCCUUCUUAUCUGGAAAGUGGAUUCAGAAGACAGGCAGACCUUUGAAUUCACGGUGUCGGAUGAAUGCAAUGCACAGAGCAGAUACUCUAUUGAGGUUCGAGUGAAGCCCUGCAGCUGCCUCAAUGGUGGAACGUGUGUUACCAAUAUUAAAUUCCCUCCAGGCCUUGGCGAAUAUCUCUGCUUAUGUCCAAAUGGUUUUGAUGGGGAGUUUUGCCAGGAAGAUAUUAAUGAAUGCAAGUCAAACCCAUGCGGCAGCGGAACGUGUGUGGACAGUGUGGACCGCUACAUCUGUAAAUGUCCCCCUGGUUUGGGAGGGCUUACUUGUCAGGAGGACAGGAAUGAAUGUGAAGAGAGUCUUUGUUUUCCUGGAGUGUCUUGUAUGAAUACCUUUGGAUCAUAUAUAUGUGGAAUUUGCCCCAGUGGGAUGGAGGGAAAUGGUAAAACUUGCAAACCUGUGCUUGCUGCUGACAUUACACAGGUUUUAGUCAUUGACAACAGCAAUGGCAAAGGUGACUUGAACAAGACUAAGGUCGAGUGGCCACUGCAACCCUUAGAGGCAAAAAACUCUCCUGUAAUUAAGAAUUUUAACAGAAGUGAUACACAUGGUCAUGCAGCGCCUCUGUCCCAUGUUACUACCUGUGCCAAUAGGCCGUGUUUUCCUGGAGUAUUGUGUUUUGAUCGGAAACCCCCUUACAUUGGAUAUGUCUGUGGCCGAUGUCCACCAGGAUUUUUUGGAAAUGGUCGAAUCUGUAGCAAGGUCCCCAGACCAGAUUCAAGAUCUUCCCAAAGCCGUGUGGAUGUUGCUGAGAGAAAUAACGAAGAUGCUAGAGGCUCUCACCAUGAAGGCAAGACAUUAAGAAACAUAUAUUCCCUUCUUUCCCAAACCCAAAUUCCAAGACAACAAACUACGUACUUUAUGGAAAGAAACCACACAGUCAUUAACACUCCAUUUCUUACAAUGAAAAGGAAGAUUUCCGAGGCUCAGACAUUGUCAGAAAAAAAAUAUGCUAUGGAGUCCACAGCACCUGAGAAACAGACUUUUCUUGACAAAAGAAGUGAUGCACACACUUUCCUUCUGCACGAGGAACCAGACCCCAGAACAGCAGCUGUCAGUGUGACAACUCCUACUGCUGUGCAUUUUAAGCAGUACAAACCAGGUCCAACACGGACGGCUCCUUCUCAUCGCAACACAAAUGAAAGCUCAUUCUUUGCAAGGCAACAUGCUGCUCAGCAAGUCAUUCCCUUGACACAGCCCCCCAGGGUGCUAGCAUCCCACCUGUUCCCCCAGCAAGGCUUCCCAGCACAGACUGCAGCACUCAGGCAGGCAUACAAGGCGGCGAUGGACUAUGUGGAACUGCCAAAAACUAUCAGUAGGACACGUCAGGAUGUCAUCUGUGCUAAUAUGCCGUGCUUCAGUGGUGUGCAGUGUGAGCCAGAUGAAGAUGGAGGGUUUAAAUGUGGGUCUUGUCCCAUGGGAUACAGCGGUAAUGGAAUUACGUGUGAAGUGCAGUGUGAUCCACCAUGUGAGAACGGAGGCACUUGUGUAGCUCAAAAUACGUGUUCUUGUGCCUAUGGAUUUGUUGGUCCUCGAUGUGAAACAAUGGUGUGUAACAGACACUGCCAUAAUGGUGGGGUCUGUGUGUCACCAGAUGAGUGCAAAUGCAAAAGUGGAUGGAGCAGCCCGUCUUGCGAAAUCGCUGUGUGCAAUCCCCUGUGCUUAAAUGGAGGAAUCUGUGUACGGCCAAACACGUGUGCGUGUCCUUAUGGAUUCUAUGGGCCACAGUGCCAGAGAGCUGUUUGCAUUCCUCCUUGUAAGAAUGGUGGGCACUGUGUUCGAACCAACGUGUGCUCCUGUACCGAGGGCUACACUGGAAGAAGGUGUCAGAAAAGUGUCUGCGAUCCCAUGUGCGUGAACGGAGGGAAGUGUGUAAGCCCAAAUGUCUGUGACUGCCCAUCUGGUUGGAGAGGGAAACACUGUAAUAAACCUGUUUGCCUGCAGAAAUGCCUGAACGGUGGUGAAUGUAUAGGUCCAAACAUCUGUGAGUGCUCUGAAGGAUGGGUAGGAAUGCUGUGCCAGACCCCAAUUUGUGAGCAAAAAUGUCUGUUUGGAAGCAGAUGCAUAAGACCAAAUGUCUGUGCUUGCAGAAGUGGCUACACUGGCUCAGCAUGUGAAAAGAAGCUACCAAUAGGAUGAAGAUAACAUAACAGCAGGACAAUGAAGACAAUCAUUUGGGUAUUGAUAAUCUGGCACUGACUGCAUUUUUUGUUUGGGAAGAUAUAGUGUGAAGAAAUUGCUAGUUUUCUCCCUUCUGCCCUCAUAUAAUCACACAGAAGAAUAAAAAACACUUAGCCACACGUCAAUAGAACUAACUUUAUUUUCAAAACCAUCUAUGGCUAGGCUCAAAUUCAUGAACUGCAGCUGUAAUGUCACCAUCACAGUGACUGCUCCUGACCACAAUGUCAUUUUUAAAUGAUACAGAACAUUUACAAAGAGUUUUAGUGCCCUGUCGUUCUGCUUUCAUGAAAAUCAGAAGACAUUUAUAAACUUCCUCAUUUCUUCCCAUUUUUUAAACAGGUUUGUUUACUCACAGCCCAGAGAAAAAUAAAUAAAAAAGAUACUGCUUCUACUGAGAAAUUUCAGAGACUACCAAGGGAAAGACCUCAAUAACAUUUAACUAACACUAACUCCAGUUAUUUUAAUUCAUCAUUCCGCUGAGUAACUGCUAAAGCUAAAUGCUUUAGUUUUCUAGGUUGCUAGUGUGCCAGCAUUUAAUUAAGGAGGUAUCAAUACAGUGCCUGUUGAAAUGCUGGCAUUACUUGCAUCUGCACCUGAGUCCUCCUUUGCCCUCAGUCACAGCUAUACAUUGCUCCUGAGCAAGUCAACUGUUGACAUGCUAAAGGUACAUGAGCACCCACGUAGUCAUCUUACCUUAAUCCCUCAAAACAUUUUACAAAACUAGUUUUUGAAUCAUACAAUAGAUGCUUACUGAAAUGCCGGGAAAUCUAGAUGCUCUCGAAAAGACACAUUCUAAUCUGAAAAUUCAGAUUAUUAUUUUUAGAUUUUUUUUUGUCUCACCUUACAGUGGCUAAAAGAUGAGUAGCUUUUUAGAUCUGGGUGCUUCAUCACACGAUGUGGCACUGCCAUGGGAUGUGAUGGAGAGGUGGCAGAAAACCCAGAGAAGAGAUGGAAGGAGUGCAAGGUGGGGAAUAAGAAAACCGAUUGUAAGUUAACUUGGAAAAAAAGGGUUUUAAACUGCCACCACAGACAACUUUCAAGUUCAGUAAGGUAAAACCCAAACAAUCUUCUGGGCAUUCAUGUUAUCUUUACAUUUCUCUUACUGGAAGAUUCAGAGCAACUGUAGAUCAAAACCUAUGUGCCUUUAUGCAGGAAUACAGGAGUUCUGACAUUCCCUCACUCUUCCAGAAGUAACUUAAAGUGAACAAUCACACAAGUAAGGAUUUUUUGAUUGAACCUUCAGGGCUGCAACAGUAACUAGAUGUAAGAUUUGAUCUGACCCUUGCUGUCAAUUUAUAAGAAUAAAAAAUACUGACUCUAAGACCUUAGAAGGACUGCAAAUUAAGUGAUGAAAAAGCUAGGAAAAUUGCCAGUACUAACUCACAGAAACAUUCCUCCUCUCUUUUGCCCAGCUCAUAAUAGUGACUUUUUUUUUUCUCCAUGUCUAACUUUGUAUAUAGCAAAAUGCUUUUCAAUGUAUCCAUUCUAAUUUCCAAUAAACGGUUUUUCUAUUA
Molecule: messenger RNA, 7349 nt
Organism: Anas platyrhynchos (mallard)
Lineage: Eukaryota; Metazoa; Chordata; Aves; Anseriformes; Anatidae
Source: RefSeq, a predicted model, not a curated record